Molecule: messenger RNA, 417 nt
Organism: Caenorhabditis remanei
Lineage: Eukaryota; Metazoa; Nematoda; Chromadorea; Rhabditida; Rhabditidae
Exons: 2
Coding region: 1-417 (138 amino acids)
Source: RefSeq, a predicted model, not a curated record
AUGGGAAUAACAACAUCGAAAUCAGAGAACUUGACAACGGAUGAGUCAAAAAAACGAAGUGGAAGAGAAAAGAAAAAUGAUGAGGUUGUGACCCGGAAUGUGGGGGGCGUCGUGUUCAACAUAGUGGCAGGGGCGAAUGUGACGAUUUCCAAAAAUAAUACAAACUUCACUUCUUCGAUGCAGGAACCUGGAAAACUCACCUGGAGUGCUAAAAGAGCUCGCCGCAUCGCUCACUUCGAUGCUUUGAAAUUUCGAAUCGAAAAGGGAAAACAUUUGAGGAAACUGGAGGCGAAUGUAAAGAAAUCCGGAGGCAAGCGAGUUACUUUCAAAAGAGAUGUCGAGCAGAAAAUGGAGGUGAAGGUGAAGAUGGAACAAUCGAAACAUGUGAAGACCGAGAGCAGCGAACUCAUGAAUUAG